Messenger RNA from Striga asiatica, 1378 nucleotides. Lineage: Eukaryota; Viridiplantae; Streptophyta; Magnoliopsida; Lamiales; Orobanchaceae. The record is from the annotation of a GenBank genome assembly.
AGCAAGUCCCCUUCUCUUCAUAACCCUUCCUCCCCAAGUCAAUAAACCUCUCUCUCAUCUCCAAAUUCCGCCAUUAGCACUCUCUGCUUUUGCUCGUCACAAAAUCCCUUUUAGAGUUGAAAGAAAAAAAAAAAGUGGAAAAACGAAAUACAGAAUAAUUCAACUUUCUCUCUCAAUUAACCAGGGCGCGGUCGGGAGGGAAGACGAUGGGCGACGCCGGAGGCGAGAAGAGCCAUUCUCUAGAUUCUUUCACGGAGGACGAAAUUCUGGUCGCGCAGAUUCUAAUCGACCUUCCAGACAUCAUCAGGGAUAGCAAUUCGCGCUCGAUUUUCAAGUGGGGCGGCAGAAGGAGGAGAUCUAGACUUGACGGCGGCGCACGGCCCUCCCGUGCGCAACCGUCGCCGUCGUUUCAGAGGAUUGAGGCGAGGAAAUCGAAAUCGAAGGCAGCGGCGGUGGAGGAAGUGGAGGAGGAAGACGGCGCCACCACGAGCCCCGUCACGCCGCUCUCCUUCGCGCCCAGUGAAUCUGAUGAGAAGAAAUCGAGGCACGGUUUCAGGAAAAACUGCACACAAAGGUCGAAGGAGGAGUAUUUGGAUUUGAUUGAGGAAUUAACGCAACGCAGGGAUUUGCUCAGAGGGGAGAUUGAGAAUGUAACCAAGUAUUACAACAGAUUGAAAUCCUACAAUUCUGAGUUGAAGAUAAUGAAAAAGGAGAUAUCGAAUUCUUGCCUAAGAAAAAAAGAGCUCGAAAUGGGAAAACCCCUCGAGAUGAAUAAUUUUCUCCAUCAUCGGCCCGAAAUGGGAAAAACCCUCGAGAUGAAUAAUUUUUACCAUCAUCAAAAUAGCGUGGCGCCUUAUCACCAGCUGCUCGUUCCGCGGGGCCCAGUUACAGCCCAAUUCUACCGAUCCCGUGAUGGGCUUGGUACUGUCAGCGAUGUGGGCCCACUCGGGAUCCCGGAUCUCAACAUCUGUGCUGGGGAGGAUUUUGGGUUUGACCCGUCCGGGCCGUUAACUGAUAUUGCGGCCCAGGCCAAUACACGGGCCAGAUUCGCGGAGGCCCGGAGGCUGAGAAAGGGUAUAAUCAAGAUAAAGUCCAUGAGGAGAGCGUGUGGUAUUAGAUUGCCGGUGACAAGGUGGCCGCACUCAUGACGUGACGUUUCUAUUUUUUUUCCUUGGUUAUUUUGAUAGUGAGAAUUUGUUGUUAUAUCAUGUUCGGGAAUUUCUUGGUCUGAUUGAGAAGGUUAUUUUAAUUACUAUAAGAAUAUGUAUAUGCCUAAUUCUUGCUGGAAAGCAAAAUCAUAUGAUUUUUUUUUCCUUUAUUUAUCUUUUAGUUAAAUGCAGUGUAGUAAGGAAAAAACAUGCAAUUACAUAUAAAAUUG